Synchiropus splendidus (mandarinfish) is the source of this 2292-nucleotide messenger RNA. RefSeq names its product nucleoredoxin-like protein 1. Gene Ontology annotation, biological process: photoreceptor cell maintenance. The transcript has 4 exons. The record is from RefSeq and is a predicted model, not a curated record. Lineage: Eukaryota; Metazoa; Chordata; Actinopteri; Syngnathiformes; Callionymidae. The coding region runs from base 266 to 925 and encodes 219 amino acids. Gene Ontology annotation, cellular component: mitochondrion.
CACUGACUCACAAAGCGGCUGAGAGGGAACAACGUGGUGUCGGGAGGUGAAGGAGACAAGAGCCAAGGAGUAAAUAAGUGACAGGCUCGGCCCUGAUUCAAGUGUGACACUGAAAGAGCUGAAUACAAAGGAGCACGAUUGGGGAGCUUUUUUUCUGUGUUUGGUUUUGCUGCGAGGAGGCAAGCGACUGAGGAUUAUCCGAAUUAACGCUGAACAGGAUUUGCUCUCAUGAUUAACUCAAGCGGUUUUGUUUGUUCCAGACUCAAUGGUGGAGUUGUUUGCAGAGCGGGUUUUGAUAAAGAACAACAAGGAGCAGGACGAGCUGGACACCGAGCGAGAGAUCGUGAUGCGUCUGCAGAACCGGAUCCUGAUGCUGUUCUUCGCCUCGGCGUCAUGUGAACGCUGCCGGCAGUUUGUUCCCAAACUCAAAGACUUCUUCAAACAGUUGACGGAUGAAUUCUACGUGGAUCGCUCCGCACAGCUGGUCCUUCUGUACAUAAGUUUGGACCUCUCUGAGGAUCAACAGGAAAGCUUCCUCAAGGAGUUGCCCAGGAGGUGCCUGUUCUUAGCAUACGAGGACCCCUACAGGAGGGAGCUGAAGGAGCUCUACCACGUCGAAGAGCUGCCCGCGGUGGUGGUCCUGCGUCCAGACUGCUCCAUCCUCAUCCCCAAUGCCGUGGAGGAGAUACUGCGUCUGGGCCCAGACUGCUACAUCAACUGGCAGGAGGCAGCUGAGAUCAUCGACAGGAACUUCAUGAUCACGGACGACUUUCAGGAGAAGUCCAUGCGCAGCUUUAGUGACCCAGUCAGGAGACUCAAGUACAAGGUGGAGGACGAUAAGAAGAAGAGGAAGAAGUGCAGGUUAUUGGGUGGAGGGGGAGAGACAGAGGAAGCUGGAGCUAAAGACGCAGGGUCGCCAUGGUGACGCUGAGAGCACGAUUGAGCAGAGGAGGUGUUUCAUUUUCCCAUUUGUUGCAUCAGAAACUGACAAUGAUGUUGAGGGAGACCCUUGGUCUGACGUGAACUAAAAGGGUGGCCAAUAAAUGAAGUCCAGAAGGCGGGACUCUUCGAAAUGUAGACUUAGUGGCGAGCAACAGAAAUGAUAAUCACAGUGUGAUCUGAAUAUAUGAAAAGAAACCAUUGUUUUUUUUUCAAUAGAUUUUGAGGAAAACAUUUUUAACAAGAAACAACAGGUCAUUUUAUUUAUUUAUUUAUUUUAUCUUCAAGAUAAAAUAAAGAUUAGGAGGCAAAGUGCCAUUUGCUGAUUAAGCAAUGAAAACUAAAUCCCUGAAUAAAAAUUACAAUGAGAAAAUUGAUAUCUUGAUACUAUAAUAUAUCACAUUGUGAUGGUUGUAUUUAAAAAAACAAAAAACGCAGAGAAAUACUGAAUAGGCGGUAUGUAAAGCUCUUGCUGGCCAAAAAAAUGACCCGACCCGGCCGGAUGUGGCCCCCCAGCCUUAAGUUUGACAUGUACUUUAAAGGUUAAAAAGAUACACCAAUUGAUUUAGAAAGAGGUUUCCAGUCACCUACAUGGAAGUCAUGUCUAUUUUGCUUCAUAAUCAUAAACUCAACCGAUCAUGAAUACAAUUCACACAGAACAUCUCUGAAUGGCGUAUGGAGGAUUUUAAGUGCAACAACAAACACUCAUGUAGUGACCCUACUGUAUGAGGGGAAUUUUUUCAAACAUUUCGAUUAUUUUACUUGCGCCUUUUGUUGAAUGAAAGAGUCAUCUACCUUAGUAUCUUAGAGUAUUGAGUAGCGUUGUCAAGCUGUGAAAAAAACACAUAUUUAUGUGCUAUUAAAUCUGUAUCAACGCUCGAAAACAACCAAAGGCUUGAAGAUACCUUCACUCCAGACUAGUAAACUCUGAAAACAUGAUGGUGAAUCUAUAGUACUGCCUUCCCCAAACCCUAGAAAUGACCUCUGCUCUCUCUCGUCGGAAAGCUACCUGUGCAGCCAGGAACUCUGCAGAAGUCGUGCAGAGAUUGGAGCGAUCAGACCAUCUCAAUGCUCAUCAUGAUACAGACUCCACACUGCGCCAACCUGACUGGUUUCUGAAGCCGCCAUCCAGCACGGCGUGAGCUUCUUGAGAACACUUGAUAUCAUGGUGAUGUUCCACUGGAUUCCAGAUGUAUGCUAAUGUGGGCACCAGCGCGGGUCCAGACUUGAGGCUGAAGGGGGCAGAAUGGAAGGCGGAUAGAGGGUGAAAAGUCACAUGUUUACAUGGGUGAGUCUCAUUGUUUGCAAAUGGGACGGAAUAACUGUAGCAAUUGUGCGUCAUCUAUUAACCUC